Brassica rapa (field mustard) is the source of this 2683-nucleotide messenger RNA. RefSeq names its product WAT1-related protein At1g09380. The record is from RefSeq and is a predicted model, not a curated record. Gene Ontology annotation, cellular component: membrane. Gene Ontology annotation, molecular function: transmembrane transporter activity. Lineage: Eukaryota; Viridiplantae; Streptophyta; Magnoliopsida; Brassicales; Brassicaceae.
GUAAUAACGAAAAGAUGAGAUCGAAUAAAUUUACAUUGGAAGCCAACAAAGAGGCACGAAAAAUCAUUUGGACGUCAUCGCUAGCUUGUAUGACUCAUGCAAAUGGAGCACUAAUCAUAUAUAAUCCUCCUCAAUGUAGAAAGCAUUUCGUAUAAACCACUCAAUUAUCCAGCUGACUCUGAAUCACCGUUAACUUUUCUUGAAUUUAACAACAUACAAUUUUAGUAUAUGUUUUUUUUUCUUUUUGUAUGCAUAUGUUGUAAUACAUCUUUUUGGCCCGGAUCAAUGUUAUUUUUCUUUAUAUUUAUUAAAACAUAAGAAAGUUAAUUUUUAUGAUUAUUUGGCAGUUGCUGAUUUUUUUCUUUGUUACUGACUAAUAAUAAAUUAUUAAAAUAUUUUUAGACCAUCUUCAAUCCAUUUUAAUUUUUUUUAUUGAAAUUAGAAUGUUAUAUAGGUAGAAUUCAACCCAAUAUCUCUCUCUAUUUUUUUUUUGACAACCUAUAUUUCUCUAUUCUAAAAGUGUUAUUUUAGUCUCUACAAGAACUUUUAAAUUCAAAUAAAUACCCUAACUACAUAUAUGAGAUCUUUAUUUAUACAAUUUCAGUGAUUAUGAAUUAUGAAUUUUACUUUUCUUUCUUUUGGAAUUUUACAAAUAAUCACAGUUAUAUUUGUAAUUUAAAUAAUCCAAUCAGCUUUCUGAAUUUAUGGUUUAAAAAUACCCAUGAUACUAAUUUUAAUAAUUCAACCAGUUUGGUUAAUCAAGCGAUAAACCAAACCCUUGAUUCAAUAUUACAGAAACGUGUUUUUUUUUUCAAAGGCAAAUUGGUUGCUUGAAGCUUGAGAAAGACAUUCAUGCAUGCGUGCUACUUCCAUUCAUUCACAAGCUCCACCUAAACCCAUGAAUAAAACGGAAACCGAAAAAUAGUUCAGAAAGACAAUUAAUUUUCAGUUAUUUUUUGAGAAAACGCCAAUUUGGGAUAUUUUAGUAAUCAACAAGAAGAAAAGUUAAAUAAAGUGCCAUAAAUAUCAAAUGAUACAAAAUCACCCGUUGUUUCGUGUGUCCUAUGCCCUAAAAGAGAGCACAUGUGUUGCAAGUAAACUUCAUUCUCGAACCGUUUCUCACCUUUCUGUUUAAAACAUCUCUCUCGUAAUAUAUAGUUUUGUUUGUAUGUAUAUUUGUAUAUAUACAUUUAAUUCACAUAUGUAUACAUUUGCGACUAUAAAUAUAAAGGUCGAAUGGAAAGAAAGAUAUAUUUGUGGGAACUAAUAAUUAAAUGCUCUAAAGAACCCACCUCUCUCUCUCUCUUUUUCUUAACUUGGUUUCUCGAACUAUAAUUAUUGACUAGUAAUAGUAAGAGAAAAAAAUAUAGAGUAUAAACAUAAUUUUUUGAAGAAUAUAUUAAAAGAGAAGAUGGUUAAAUCGAGAGACUUGUUGCCGUCCUUGGCUAUGGUGUUGGUGCAAAUCGGCUACGCAGGCAUGAACAUAACGUCGAAGAUGGCUAUGGAAUCCGGCAUGAAGCCUCUCAUUCUUGUCGCUUACCGCCAAAUCUUUGCCACUAUCGCCACCUUUCCCGUCGCAUUUUUCCUUGAACGUAAGACAAGACCGAAGAUCACACUAAGGGUUCUUGUCCAAAUCUUCUUCUGCUCUAUCACCGGUGUGACCGGUAACCAAGUGCUCUACUUCAUAGGACUUCAAAAUUCAUCUCCCACCAUUGCUUGUGCCUUAACUAACCUCUUGCCGGCGGUCACUUUCCUACUCGCCGCAAUCUUCAGACAAGAAGCUGUAGGGAUUAGGAAGGCAUCAGGACAAGCCAAAGUGAUAGGGACAGUAGUAUGUGUGGCCGGAGCCAUGGUUCUCUCCUUCUACCAUGGUCACACCAUUGGCAUCGGAGAGUCCAAGAUCCAUUGGGCAUAUGCUCAAAACAUCACUAACCAUGGUUCUGAUUCCAAUGGUUCUAACUUCUUCUUGGGGCCUUUCAUGAUCAUGGCUGCUGCCGUUUCUUGGGCCGUUUGGUUCAUUAUUCAGACGAAAAUGAGUGAAACAUUUGCAGCACCAUACACGAGCACACUUCUAAUGUGUUUGAUGGGAAGUAUCGAAUGUGGAGGCAUCGCUUUGAUCUCUGAUCACAAACUCGCUGAUUGGUCUCUCAGCUCUCCUCUCCGCCUCAUCUCCGCCCUUUACGCCGGAGUGGUGGCGUCUGCGUUAGCGUUCUGCUUAAUGUCAUGGGCGAUACAGAUAAAAGGUCCUCUCUACGUCUCUGUCUUCAGCCCAUUACUGCUCGUAGUUGUAGCCGUUUUCAGCUGGACUCUUCUUGAAGAGAAACUCUACACCGGCACGUUUAUGGGAUCAGCACUUGUGGUUAUUGGGCUGUAUGGCGUUUUGUGGGGGAAAGACAGAGAGAUGAAUGAGAAUCAAGACGAAGAAGAGAACCAAAAGAAGGUGAAACAAGAACAGAAAGUCAAAACUGUUGUUAACGAAGAUAUUGAAUCGAGAUUGCCUGCGGUAGGAGGAGGAGCAGCAGCAGCAUCAGGUAGUGGCAACGGUGCCACGAGACUUGUAUCGCCUUAAAAUGUUGAUGCUUCUUUGUCAUAUAAGUAUGAGCUAUUAAGUCAACUAAACUGGAUAUCCAUGCCUUUUUUUGUUAUAAAGCAUAUUUAAGUUACUUUACUGGUUGAUUUUGAA